UGCCCGAUAACCGUAUACUUGAUCGCCACUACCAGGAACGCGUAACGAAGUGCGCGUGACUGUGUAACGAGUUUGACGUUUCUAUCGGACCUGCUGGUGCUCGACGAAAACAGCGGACCAUCAAGAGGUGUUGCCAGAUUUCGACGUUUCUGAUUACACGAUUAUAUAAUGAUCGUUGAUUAUACGAGCAGCUUGCUGAAAAACGUUCACCGGGAUAUCCUUCCACCUGAACCCGGUCAAAGUUUUCUGAUUCGCGGGGAUUAUGAAUAUUGGCAUUACGGUUGCGAUGGGUUUAACGAUAAGGGAUGGGGAUGUGGAUACAGAACGUUACAAACAAUUUGUUCGUGGAUCAUAAAGAACAGGAACUUGGAACAAUCUGUCCCGUGUAUUAGAGAUAUACAAGAAAUACUUGUCACAUUGGAGGACAAGGAAAGAUUCUUUAUUGGGUCUAGAGAAUGGAUAGGAAGUUUCGAGGUAUGUCUUAUCUUGAAUCAUUUGUACGAAGUUCUUAGUAAGAUUGUACACGUUCCAAGUGGUAAAUUGUUAUCAGGACAGAUACCCGCUAUCAAAGGACAUUUCGAGGAAUUUGGUAGCCCCAUUAUGAUGGGCGGGGACAGAGACUGUUCUAGCAAAUGCGUGGUGGGAGUACACGAAGGCGUGAAAAAUACUUACAUGCUGAUUAUAGAUCCACAUUUCGUCGGUGUAGCAAAGACCAUCGAACAAUUAGAAAAUUACCGCUGGGUGAAAUGGCAAAACCUUAAUAACUUUGUCGAUAGCUCAUUCUACAAUCUGUGUUUGCCACAAGUCAAGUGUAUAGCAACAACUGAUAAAUAA
This is a messenger RNA of Colletes gigas, 834 nucleotides long. It is a transcript of the gene Ufsp1, whose product is annotated as ufm1-specific protease 1. The record is from RefSeq and is a predicted model, not a curated record. The transcript is spliced from 4 exons. Lineage: Eukaryota; Metazoa; Arthropoda; Insecta; Hymenoptera; Colletidae. Bases 169 to 834 code for a protein of 221 amino acids.